Molecule: messenger RNA, 1104 nt
Organism: Sesamum indicum (sesame)
Lineage: Eukaryota; Viridiplantae; Streptophyta; Magnoliopsida; Lamiales; Pedaliaceae
Source: RefSeq, a predicted model, not a curated record
GAUAGAUAGAUACACCCACACCUAUAUAUCUACCCCUCUCCCCACCCCCACCCCCACCUCCAGACCAUCCACACCCCUCGGACCAAUCUAGGGUUUUUGCAGAAGAUUUAAUUUGUUCGAAUUUUUAGGGAUGGCGAAGAAGAGGAAAUCCGACGCGACGCGGCUGGAUGAGGUGGAUCGAAGCAUGUAUACCUCUUUCUGCAGCGCCGCCAACUCCCUUUCCCAGCUCUACUCCCAGGCUACGCACCAGCAGCGGCUAUCCUUCCAGGCCGGCGAACGACACGCCAUGGAGAAGCUUUAUAAUUGGAUCUUGAGGCAGCAAGAAGAUGGGGUUAGAGUGAUGACUGGCGAUAUAUUCGCCUACGUGCAGAAUGAACUUGAUUAUGGGACAGAGGAGCCUCCAUCAUCCCCUAGGUUGCCAUUCCAACAUCAGCAACAGUCGCAUACUGCAAUGCAGACAACCCAUUCAGGAAUUCCAGUAUCUUCUAAUGCUUUUGGUCCUGCAACUGUUGGACAAGGACAACGCUCAGUGAACUCAGACCAAACAAAGAACUCUGUUUUCUCCAAUGCGCUCUCUAGUCCAGUUCGUCGUAGUCUCCAACACUAUCACUUGUCACAGGGCGGUCAAUAUGCAAACAAUGCUAUGCGGGGCAAUGAGAAUACUGUUAGCCAAACCCGAGAUCCCAAUCCGCCCAGUUCUAACGAUACUUCAAUGGAUAUGCACGCAGACAGCCCUGGCCAUGAUUCGCCCUACUGAACUGUCUGCAUUCUAGAGUCGAAGAAUCAGUAGUGGAAAAGAGAAUGCAGCAUGUAGGUGAGGUGGUGGUAUAAACAAAAAGAGUAGGCAAAGGUGGAAGUGUAAAGAGGUUGGUCGUCCAUGAAGUGUGGAACGAGCUUUAGGGACACCUGUUGAUAUAUCCCAACGGAAGGUUUGUGUAGUCUGAAUGGAUUGUGAAGUGCACCCGGUUAUGGCUUCUUUUCAUGUUUAUAUUUUAUCUAGUAUUGUUCUUAUGAUUUCUUAUUUCUCAUCAGCCAUCAUAGUAUUCUCUGUGUGGAACACAUUUCUAUAUAUUGUUUAAUUGAUUUGAUUCCUCAGGUUGUGUA